This is a messenger RNA of Amoebophrya sp. A120, 7806 nucleotides long. The record is from the annotation of a GenBank genome assembly. Lineage: Eukaryota; Dinophyceae; Syndiniales; Amoebophryaceae.
AGAAGCUAUAGGGAGAAUUCUUUGUACUCUUGUGGAGUUGCUUUGCUAAUCAUGCGAGUCAGAAACCUCUCUACUACAUCCUCCGCACAAAGUAGAGCAUAUCUCGUAGAAGAAAGCGGAAAGUGCGUUCAGGAGGGUCUAACAGCAUUUCACUGCACAGAACCUAGCUCACGAGCACCUGCGAAGUAGACCAAAACAUGUGUUGCCGCUCUCCGGGAAUCAGAAGUUGCAGUUGCGCAGGGACGAGAUAGUGGCUCCGCGAGUUUCAGACGGCGCAAUCGCAGCUCCCAGAUUCUUCGGGAUUGGCUUUCGGCAGCACGCGACUAAUACCGAAACCGAGCCACACAUCGGAGCGUCGACUCCUAAACCGCUCAAGCUGCAGGUCUUGCGUCUUUUCGCGGACGCUUGAUCAUCAAAACAGCCGUCUGCUACGUAGCCACCUUCGUGAGGCUCGUCGGCCAAUCGUAAGCCAAGAUGGGGAAAAAAGGUAGAUAUUGAGCAGGUCGUUGUGAUGCAGUGCGUGCAUGAACGAUCAACGUGCGGAUAUGUUUUUCGCAUGACAAAAGUGGCUUCAUCAUUAUUUCCGAACCAUUAUCAGGCAAGAAGAAGCAAGAGGAGGAACCGGAGGAGGAGAUACCGGAGGAGUUUUAUCCUGCUCUAAAGCUUCACCGUAAUUGUAGUUCAUUGCAAGCUCGCAUGACAGAUGUGCUUUGUGAACCUGAAUCCGCAUGGCAAAGUUGGUUGCUCCUUCUAUCAGUAGAAUCUGCCAUGCAAUUCCCACUACUUGCGCGGUACUUUUGCAAUGCAUAAAGUCAGGGAUUUGUCAAUACCAAUGCUCACAGAGAAGAUUCAGGGCCUGCAGUACAGGCUAGUCAAGGUGGCAAAGGAAAGGAAUUACAUGCAGCUGGAGAAUGACAUGGUAUAAAAACAGAAAUAAUUUCGACCGCAGUUCCACUUUGUGUUUGAAUGAGCAUGCCGCAUGACAAAUCGCCUCUACCAUACGGCUUCUUGCAUGGGGCAAAAUGUGAAUUUUACCAAGAAUCGUUCUCUUUAUCAGGUUCACCGGUUCUACGACAUUACUAAGCACGAGGUCAAGCAAUGCGAGUCCGAAAUCGCAAACAAGUGCUCGAAAAUGGAAAUGAUAGAACGGGAUCAUAGGACGCACUUGAAGGUGCACGAGCAGAAGGUUUUGAACCUGGAAUACGAGCUAUUGUGAGGAAAAAUCCCCCCUCCCCAUAUCGAAAAGGAAACUUGUGAUGCUGAUGCGUGGCCACAAAUCAGCUCUGCCUUGCGUACAGGGCAAGCGGCACCCAUGUGGCGCAUUGUGUAGCCAGUCUGUCAUGCGUUUUCGCCUAUCGCAGCCUCGUUGCUCAUGCCCAGCUGCUAGCCGGAUGCGCAUCCGAAUGGGCUUAGAAUAUGCCGACAAGCUCUCGCUGCAAUACAGAGCUCAUUUGUGUACACAAAUCCAGCAACACAAAUUGUGUUUUGAGUAUGGGGUAGGGGCUUUUUUCACUUGGAUACGAGCACAAAAACAACCGAAGACUAGUCGUGGCGGACGGGGAGGAGAGUAUAGCGGCGGAGAAGGAUAUGCGAAGAAAAAAGUGUUACAGUUACACAUUGUAGUGCGAAACAAGCUAGACAGGCAACCUUUGUCAUGCACGAAAUGCUUGCCAGUUUCAUGUCAUUCUAUGUUUUCCCUUAUAGCCUGUGCAUCACAGGUUUUCUUUGCCAUGUCGAGCAACUUUGUGAUGCAGAAACUUCAACAAGUGUGUAACUGUAACACUUUUUUCGUGGGAUAAAGGAGGUCCACAAAACGAAGAUAGCGGGAAUGAGUAUAGGAGUUUUUUGCUUGUGUCGACUGUUUUCAAAAGAAUUUGCGUUUGUUAUGUGAUGCUGCGCUGCAUCUUUCAAAACCGAUGUACUCAUGAUGAGAAAAAGCGAAGUUUCUCACGAUGGUCAUAUGAGGCGAGAGCCUCUGAGUCCAUUAUCGUAAAACCCAGCUCACUCUGACAAUUUCUAUUGCAAAUGUUACAAGUAGACCUGGAUCUGUCUUGCCAGACCGGCACAAAUUCUAUGUGAUGAGAAAAAGCGAUGUUUCUCACGAUGGUCAUAUGAGGCGAGAGCCCAUGAGUCCAAUCCGUAAACCCAGCUCACUCUGAUAAUUUCUAUUGCAAAUGUUACAAUUUGUCAGUGAUCUGUCUUGCCAGCACAGCGUGAGACUUUAUGUGAUGAGAAAAAGCGAUGUUUCUCACGAUGGUCAUAUGAGGCGAGAGCCCAUGAGUCCAAUCCGUAAACCCAGCUCACUCUGAUAAAGGUUUCUCUGCUUACUACUGCCGCGCAUGAUGCACUUGCAGCGACAGAUUCUCAGUUCUCAAAUCACCGGAGAUCCACGGUAUAGUUUCGCAUGACAAGUAACCACUUUUUUUACGCAAAAUCCGCACAUAUUACAGAUACCGCAAAAGACGGCCUGAAGCAGGACGGACAGUCAAGAAAAUUGGCGGACCAGGAGGAUCUGAGAAUGCUGAAAGUGGGGUUUGAAAGUAUAUAUAAGCGAUUUUUUGUGUCAUACCGAAAUCAGUUCAGAAUCAGAAUCAAGACUUGCCAGGCAGAUUGCCAUCGAGAAGGUUGAGAAAAAGAUAAAUCAAAAACCAAGCUGCUUAUCAUGAUGCUUACACCGGGUUUUCUUUACCUGGUGCCCUUCCGCUGAGGUAGAUUCCGAUGAAGUCAACCUCUAAUCAAUUCCUUAAAACCUUCUGACAGCAGUAGAGUUUGUGAUGCAUAUUGCCCUUGAUAAAAAAAACGGUCUGACAAGUGGAUCUUGAGUAGAGUCUGUGAUGCGUAGAACGGGAUCUGGAACCUUGUUUGUCAUACAGAAGUGCGACCACGUCAAAGCCAUACAAUGAUGCUCACGCCGGUCAUAGAUGUCCGGUGCCCUUCCACUGAGGUUUUCUUACCGCUGAAGUCAACCUCUAAUCAAUUCCUAAAAACACUACUGAUUCACGAAAAUGGUUUUGAAUACGUGUCGUGACUGAAGAAGCAUGACAAACUGGUUCUUUUAUGCAUGAUGAAGUCGCAUGUGAAACAAACGAAAAGAUCUUAAUCUUAUCCUCCGACGUAUCAGACUGGCUGGACUGGUUUCUGUGUCCCGUCAGAUUGGAGUUAGAAGAGGGAAACUAAAAAUCUGUUUCUAGCUGGAGUCCCUCUCGAUCGUGCCUUCCGGUGCGUACCGAUGAGAGUGGUCGCCUUACCGAGUUACAGACAAGCAAGCAUUUUUGCCUUUUGUCGCACUACAACAAGGUUUCCUGGACUAUUCCCUGCAUGGGAAGACUCUUGUAUCAACCCUCCGAAGUAUCAGACUGCAACAGCUGAUUUCUCAUGCUGUUGUGGAUUGGAAUGCGAGAGGGAAAUGAAAUUUAAGAUUCUAGCUGGAGUCCCUUUCGCUCGUGCCUUCUGGUGCGUACGGAUGAAAGUGGUCACCUUACCGAGCUUCUGACAAUUUGGUCUACGCUUUCCGCAUGACAAAUUGCUUUUCCUGUACGCAGUUUUCCGCAUCACAGCUUGCUUGUUUUCCGGGCGCUUUCGUUUUCCGCAUCGCCACCGCAUUUUGACCGAGCAACAUGAUCAUUUCGACGCGGAACUACAAAGCCCUUCCGUAGCGAUCGCCGCAUGACAAGUUUUUUCCCCCCGCCCAUCCUCCGAAGUAUCAGACUGUAGCGGCUAGAAAUUAUUUUCCAUGCUGUUGCAGAUUGGAAUGUGAGAGGAAAAAAAAUCAAGAUUCUAGCUGGAGUCCCUUUCGAUCGCGAUUUCAAAAUCGCGUACCGAUGAAAGUGGUCACCUUACCGAGUUUCUGACAAUUUGUUCUGCUGUAGCUUCUGCAACACAAGUUCGCUUUUCUCCGCUCCUUCCGUCGGGGUUUUUCAAUUCUUCCGCCGGGACCGCUGACCCGAGGAAAACAUAGUCCCCGCUGAAGAAACCGCUCGCUGCUCGCCGCUUUCUGCAUCUCUCUCUCACCCUUGCCUCCCUUCCUAUAAUUCGGCUCCUACUUGCCUUGUCGCGCAUCUCCGGAUCUUGAGUCUUCUUUAUCGCUCUCCAGCAUUCUCAUCUCAUCCCGGCCGGACUGCUGGUGUUCUCUCUCACCCACGAUAGAAGCGAGGCCACGCCAUGGUCCCGUCUUACCGUCCUGUUUCUCACCUGACAAGCUGUUCCUACGGUCGUGUUUCUUCCGCAUGUUGAAAAGUUGUUUUUACACUUGUAUUCCACCUUGCAUGACAAGUUUCCUUUCCUCCGAAGUAUCAGACUGCAACAGCUAAUUUGUCAUGCUGUUGCGGAUUGGAAUCCGAGAGGAACACGAAUACCGAUUCUAGCUGGAGUCCCUUUCGAAUUGGAAUGAAAGUGGUCGCCUUACCGAGUUUCGGACAGUAUCCGCAGCUUCUUGAUGCACGACAAAAUCUUCUUUCCCACUCCCGUUUAUAUUCUGCAUGACAGUCUACUAUCAUGAUGCAAUCAAUGGCUCUCUCUCCCGAGGAUGAUUAUCUGCACACCAGCAGACUCUCUUCUGAGGCACAAACACCACCGGAAUCUUUUGUUUGGCUGAUAAUUUUUAUGCAGUGCUUGUUUCUGUUUGUGCACGACAAAUUUCUUCUCUUUUUCUUUCCCGCAUGACAAAGAACAACUAUCAUGAAGAUGCAGUCAAUGGCUCUCUCUCCCGAGGAUGAUUUUCUGCACACCAGUAGAUUUUCUUCUGAGGCACAAACACCACCGGAAUCUUUUGUUUGGCUGAUACAACUUGUAGUGUAGAAGUAGUUCAUGUGCAGGGUAAAAUUGUGGUUUCGUGUGGCCGCCGCGCCACCUAGGGGACCUAGCGCAUGAGGAAUUCGAGGUAUAAUUUUCACUAUGAUGCAAUCAAUGGCUCUCUCUCCCGAUGUUGGUUUUACACACUGUCGUUGUUCCAACGCGCGAGGCAAAGCAACCACCGGAAUCUUUUGUUUGGCUGAUAGUUUUUCUAUGCAGUUUCUGCUCGACAAACCCUUUCUCUGCUCCCUUUCAUCCGCAUGACAAACUUUCGUCUGGGCAAGUAGCAAAAUAAUCAGUUUUUCCUCUCGAUGUCCAAGGUUAGCACCAUUUUAGCGGUUGGAAGGAAGAGAUAUCUCUCAUAGCGGAAGUGCAUGGCAAGUCUUGAUUCACAGAGCUAAGUUGUGUUGUGCGAUGGUUUUUUGAACUUUUCUAAGUGCUGAAUUUUCGACGUCUUGUGAUGUAGCUGUAGAAGUACACCUUAGGGCUGCCGGGAUGAAAUUACUGACUCAACAAGCCAACUGCUAAUUUCUGUCAGGAAACCUGAAAAAGCUGCGAGAAACCUUCGAGGUGAACCACGGGACACUCGAGAAGAACUACGAGGAGCAGAUAGAAGAGCUACAGAGGGACCUGGAAUUGAAGCGAAAGUGCGAAAUUCACGAGAUAGAAGAGAGGAAAAACCAGCACAUAAACGUAUCCUGAGGAAAAAAACGUUCCCACGCCACAUUAGUUGUGAUGCAGAUUUGCCAUUACAGGACCACUUUUCAAUGCGCAUUUACCUAUGAGAGGCAUAAUUUCCCGUCGUGUUUUAGAAUUUGUAAUGCUGGGAACAGGAUAAGGAGAGGGCUCUGUGAUGCGGCUGUCCUUGCUAACUUGCACCACCGUGCAGAAAAAGCUUGUCAUGCGUGGCUCCCAAAAGUCCUGAAUUUGUGUUGCACAGAGAGUUCGCAACUUGAGGUGGGGACGUUUUUACUCAGGAUAAAACGACCUGCUGUUCAACCACCAGGAGGCCUUUGACCAGAUAAAGGGCUACUACAACGGUAUAGCAGAAGGAAGAUAUUUUGAUGUCAUCAUGGGGACUACACGCAUGAGAAACAGAGUCUGUGAUGCGAAGUUCUGCAUGACAUUGUUCUGACUUUUCAACAGCGGGAAAUCGAAAUUCUAUCAGAUAUUACUCACGACAACCUGCAGCUCAUAAAGUCUUUGAAGGAUGAGAUCGCCGAAAUGAAAGACCAGGAGAGGACCAACCUUCAGAGAAUGAAGUCAUUAACACUCGGAAACCAAAACCUUGCGGAGCCACUGAAUAUCCUGUGCAAAAGUAUCGUACUCGUAUUGCAGUCACGUAUUACAAAUCUUGUUCUUAAGGCAGCUUAGCAUUACAAAUGUCAUUUCUCAUGCUGAGGAAAUUUGUGAUGCAUUUAUACGAGUACGAUGCUUCUGCACUGCAUACUGAAGCAGAAGGAGCAAAUGAGGCAGGAGCUGCAGUCGCAACUGAAAUCGUAGUUAUUUAUUUAGCGAUGUGAGUGUAGUUUCGCGCAUGAGAAACAUGAUUCCUGUGGUGUUUCGCGCAUGAGAAACAUCUUUUAUAAUUCCUGUAGCCCCUGUUGUAUACUGUGCAUGACAAAUCACCUCCUACUUUCAGCUACGGCAAAGACAAACUGGCCCUGAAGAACUUGAUCGCGCGAGCACAAUCGCUGGAAAACGAGCUGAAGGAAGCAGGGGGCAAUUGGAGGAUGGCAAACGAAAAAUUCACGAAAGUGGAAAGGGAAAGGGACGAGCUCUACCACGAAUUUGCCAAGGGCGUAGCAGACGUGAAGAAGAGGAGCGAAUACAAGAACGUUGUAUAAUAGAAGUUGGCAUAUGUUGUGUUACUUCAUUUUGCAUGUCGCGCAUGACAAACUCGAGCUUUUGCUUGAUUUCACGCAUGACAGACUUCUGUCAAAUUUCCGCACUUUGCAAUGCGAAUGCAUUCAACACGUGUAAAAAACAACCCCGUCAGGUUCUGGAGCGCAAGCUCGAGCUUCUCCAGCACGAAUUCCAGCAGAAGCAGGUCCAGCUUUCCGAAGUUUUAGCGUCCGCCAAACUCGACCCCAUGGUGGUGCAGAAUGUAACGCAGAAAUUGGAAUCUGUGUUGCUGCAGAAAAACACGCUGUGCAAGGACCUGGAGUACCAAAUUGCCCUCGCGACCAAGCAGUACAACGAUUCUCUCCAUGUGUUCGAAAAACGGUUAGUCGACUUCGGGGUGCCCGUGGAGGAGAUUGGGGUGGAGCCGCUGGAUAUCCUGUGCAAAAGUAUCGUACUCGUAGUAAUCGCAAUCAUGCAUUACAAACUUCCAUCCCAAGGUCAAACAGCAUAACAAAUUACAUUUGUCAUGCUGACCGAAUUUGUAAUGCGAUUUCUACUAGUGCGAUGCUUUUGCAAUGCAUACUGGAGAAACAGGUCGGGAGUCUUGGGGUGGUCAGCGAAAUGCCGGCGGGGCUGGUGACGGCGAAGAGGUAAAGGAAAAAACUUCUCAUGCGGAUGGACUAGUACGACGGCGAACUAUGGGAAGUUGUGGUGACUACAUCCUGCUGUGUAACGAUGCGAAUAAGUUGACGAUGUUUACGAGACAAGUUGAUGCUCUUUCAUACUCAAAAAAAGUUGAUGCGAAUUUAAAGUUGAUUUAUACGAUGACGAUCUGGUGCUGAUGACACACAGGAAAGAUUUUUGCAAAUUCUGCAAAAGAUAAGUGCAGAAGGCAAAAGCAGUGCGCGCAUUGAAGAAAAAUGCGCAAAUAAUGCACAAUGUUGAACUAGGAAAGACUACACUUUGUACCAAACCAAUGAUAGAAUGCUCUCCAGAGCUUUUUUGAUUUACGCGGAGGGAGCUCUGCGUCGAAUUUCUCCUACCAGAGUAACAGUACGUUAUACCGAAAACUGGUGUUCUACCGGCGCAUUUUUUUUUCCGAAUAAGUACACGCGGUCGCGGGUUGGCUUUCGUCGUCCUUCCAAAGAUAUUCAUACUACAGCUAUGUGG